AUGGGAGAUCCGGAACCUGAGACAAAAAAGAACUGCCACCGGGUGCCUGUCAAGUAUGCCCUUCAACGGAAGGCGGGAGGUGACGAGAAGCAAGUCCUUGAGAGGUUCUCUUGUGCCACCAAUCUAAGCACCAUCUCUGGAGGGGACGACGAACUGAGGUCUCUUGCGUUGGCGCCAUCUCUUGGUUGGAUGAGGAACGAGGACCACACCGCAAGCACCAUCGCAGGUGGCAUCGGGAGCCUUGCCCAUGUGCUCAGUCGGAUCAUCGUGGACGAGUCCAAAGCACGAGAAGAUGUGCGAGAGAAAUCCCCCCUGAUUGAAAUCCCCAUCUUCCCCACCGCACCCUUCUCGGACGUGAGGAGUAAAAGGAGGAAAGCGACGAGCAGAGACAGGAGAAAAGAACGGGAAGAGAGCGAAGAUCCCAUCCCCUACGGCAACAUUUCAAAUGUUCUCGCGAUCCUAAGGGAUCAUCGUGGACGAGUCCAAAGCAAGGAGCAGGACGAGAGGAAGAGAUGUGUGAGAAAUAUUCCCAUGGAAUGGAAAUCCCCAUAUCCUCAACCCCCCUCCCUCCUUCCUUCUCCCUUCUCGGACGUGAGCAAUAAAAGGAGGAAAGCGACGAGCAGAAACUGGAGAAAAGAAAUGGAAGAAAGCGACGAUCCCAUCCCCUACGGCAAGGUGAUGCAAAAAGGAACGGUCGUGGAAGAUCGCAGACCAUUCCGACCAUUUAAAAUGUGGAUGAGACUGUUUGCCUUUGUGGCAUUAGUCACUGCUCUGACGGCUGACUCGGAUGACAAGAUGCAAGGUUCUGAUGACCAUAAUCCACUUCAAACUGAAGCCCAAUCGUAUCCAGGAAAACCAGUCCGAGAGUUGUCAAAAGCAGAUUCUCAAAACCCAGAUCUAUUAUCAGUCCUAUUCACAAAUGAACGGAUAUACAAAGCCACUCGGCCUCUGAUCCCGAUGAAUGAUUCCAUCGACACAGAAGUCGCCUCUCCGUUCCCCCUCCUUCGUCUGCCUUCCCCUGAGCCAAUUUGCGAACGAGUCCCGGACUGGGGACUGGUCGGAUCCGGAUCGUCGGCCGGCUUCCGUGUGGGACCCCUUCCUCUUGAUUUUCAGCGUCGACGACAGAUGUACCCAAACGAGAAUCUCUUCCCGAAGACGGGAGGUGACGAGAACCAAGUCCAUGAGAUGCUCUCUCGUGCCACCAAUCCAAGCACCAUCGCUGGAGGGGACGACGAACUGAGGACUAUUGCGUUGGCGCCAUUUCUUGAUUGGAUGAGGAAGUGA
Darwinula stevensoni is the source of this 1284-nucleotide messenger RNA. Lineage: Eukaryota; Metazoa; Arthropoda; Ostracoda; Podocopida; Darwinulidae. The record is from the annotation of a GenBank genome assembly.